ACAAUCAUUCCAACAUCUCAACUUGAGGCUUUCAACAAAAUCCUCAAAACCCAAAAGUGAAAUCUCCAUGCCCUUUUGUCAAAUACGAGGUACAGAAUUUACCCUCAAUUGAAAAGCUCAUUAGAGUCCCAAUUGAGUUUAAUUUUCCUGUCAAAACUAGGUCUUUCUGAACAGAAACAACCUCAGACCUAUACCAUUGUGACAUUGUCUCUAUAUAAAGACAAUGAAGUUUUCAAGCUUGAAACUCAAAAACAGUUUGGUUCCUAGGAGAAAGAGAAACUAAAAGAUAUUUCAGUUACCGAUGAUGAGAAAAUCAGGCUGUUCUACCUUUCUUAAUGAGCCUUCCAUGAUUCCUCUGUUUCUUGUUCUUCUACAUGUCUCUGCCUCAUGGGCAGCAGCAGACUCGGUGUAUGCUACGUUUGUUCACUGUCUGUCUAAGCAAACAAACCAACAAGUUUCUCAUAUACUUUAUGCUCAAACCAACGCUUCCUACACAUCUGUGCUCCGAGCCUACAUCAGAAACUCCCGCCUCAACACCUCCUCUACCCGAAAACCUGUGAUCAUUGUGACCCCAACGCAAGAAUCCCAUGUCCAGGCUGCUGUGAUUUGUUCAAAGAGCAUUGGGCUUCAGAUCAGAACCCGAAGCGGCGGACAUGACUUCGAGGGCAUCUCUUACAUCUCCGAUGUGCCGUUUAUACUCCUCGAUAUGUUUAAUCUCCGAUCAAUAAAUAUCGACCUUAAGGAACAAACUGUUUGGGUUGGAGCCGGCGCCACGUUCGGAGAGCUUUAUUAUAGAAUCUGGGAGAAGAGCAAAGUGCACGGCUUCCCAGCCAGUAUUUGUCCCACCGUUGGCGUAGGUGGGCACAUUAGCGGCGCUGGGUAUGGUAACAUGCUGCGUAAACAUGGGCUGUCGGUGGAUCAUGUAAUCGACGCGAGGAUUGUCGACGCUAAGGGUAGGAUUCUUGAUAAGGCUUCAAUGGGCGAAGAUCUGUUUUGGGCAAUCAGAGGAGGAGGAGGAGCAAGCUUUGGAGUGAUACUUUCGUACAAGCUUAAUUUGGUUCCUGUUCCAAAAACGGUCACAAUUUUCCGGGUUGAGAGGACACUGGAAGAGAAGGCGACCGACAUUGUUUACAAGUGGCAGCAGGUUGCCACCACGACCGAUGACAACCUUUUCAUGAGGUUGCUCUUACAGCCUGUGAGUUCCAAAUUGAAGAAGGGGGAGAUGACUGUUAGAGCUUCGAUCAUAACCUUGUUUCUUGGAAACGCUGAGCAACUUGUUUCAUUGUUGGGUAAAGAGUUUCCUGAAUUGGGUUUGAAGAAGGAAAAUGUCACGGAAACAAGUUGGAUUGGAUCUGUCGUUUGGUGGGCUAACUUCGACAUUGGGACGUCCCCAGAUGUCCUGCUCGACCGAAAUCCUGACUCUGCAGAUUUCUUGAGGAGAAAGUCAGAUUAUGUGCAGAAGCCGAUUUCCAAAGAUGGGUUGAAUUGGCUAUGGAAGAAGAUGAUUAUGAGUGGAAAAACAGGUUUGGUUUUCAACCCGUAUGGUGGGAAAAUGAGUGAAAUUCCUGCUUCUGCUACGCCUUUUCCACACCGUGCUGGAAAUUUGUUUAAGAUCCAGUACUCCCUAAGUUGGGAAGAGGAGGGAGUUGUGGCAGACAAGAAUCACACUGCUCAGAUAAGGACGCUUUUCAGUUACAUGACUCCAUUUGUUUCCAAGAACCCAAGACGUGCCUUUCUGAACUAUAGGGACCUUGACAUUGGUGUCAAUCGCAAUGAUAAGAAUAGCUAUGAAGAAGGGAAGGUUUAUGGGGUCAAAUACUUCAAUGACAACUUUAACAGGUUGGUGAAGGUUAAGACUGCAGUAGAUCCUGAUAACUUCUUCACGAACGAGCAGAGCAUCCCAGUUCUUCCAAGAUUCCACUCAGGCGUCAGCGGCCGGUCCACGUCCAUCUUAUCAUCACUGAAAUUAGUGGGAGCAUCUAUGUGGACAAUGCUAUUUGCAAACCUCUUGAAUAUAUGAACAUAAUAUUCUGUUUCUCAUAGUUAAUUAUACUUUGAGAACUUGGUUGUUGGAUUGCCCAGAAAAGAAGUAACCAUAUUGUUUGAUUUUUUUUCCUUUCAAAGAAAAUGCACGUGCAUGGAAAAGGAAAAGGCUUGCAAGUGAAAGCAUUUGAAUGCCA
This is a messenger RNA of Carya illinoinensis, 2180 nucleotides long. Its product is annotated as berberine bridge enzyme-like 21. The transcript is spliced from 2 exons. The record is from RefSeq and is a predicted model, not a curated record. The coding region runs from base 302 to 2020 and encodes 572 amino acids. Gene Ontology annotation, molecular function: oxidoreductase activity; FAD binding. NCBI's taxonomy places the organism in Eukaryota, Viridiplantae, Streptophyta, Magnoliopsida, Fagales, Juglandaceae.